AUGAAGCAAUUUAACACCGUGAUAACAGAUUUAACCGUCACAUCCUGUGCCUCACCUGGCGUCCCAGUCGCCUGCCCUCUGGAAAAGAGGACAUGGAAUCGACUCGAGAAAGAUCUCUACCUUCACGCAGGCGAGCAGACAGCAUGGAUAUACCUUGAAGAAAGGGAUAAGGCCGAUGUUGCCAAUGGCAAUCGCGUCAUCACGGAUAUCUGGGUUGGCGCCACGAAGCCCCCCGGUGAUAGCGAGGACGGCUGGGAGCAACGAUCCUGCGGCAUUUGGAUCCUGAGAAGUCACUACACUGACCACUAUUUGAGAUUAUUGACAGGUAUUGACGUUCUCUUCGGAACGGAUGCUGUCGACCCACGACCAGGCUGGACACUAUUACCCGCACCCCUCCAACUUGAGGAUCAACCGGACGUGCCCGCACCGAGGCUUUCAGCGCGAUUUGGUCCACCAAUACCCAGACCAGACGACCCGAAUGCCCCUUUACGUGUCAACAAAGACGGAAAAUUCAAGAUCGUCCAGAUUUCCGACACGCACAUGGUCACGGGUGCUGGAGUUUGCAACGAUGCCAUCGACGCAAAUGGUCAACCUUUACCUAGUAUUGAAGCUGAUCCGAACACGAUUAAGUUCAUUGGGGAAAUUUUGGACGUCGAGAAACCCGACUUGGUGAUUCUCAGCGGGGACCAAGUACAUCAUGAUAUACCAGACACACAAUCCCCUUUGUUCAAGGUUGUGUCACCUUUGAUCAGUCGAUCGAUUCCUUUCGCGGUGGUUUUUGGAAAUCAUGACGAUGAGGGCACCUACGCGCUGUCGCCACAGGCUGGGCCCGAGUCAGUAGAUGGUGUGGGCAACUACUAUCUCCAACUCUUUUCCAGCGACGAAAAGCAGGCCCCAUUAGCAACAAUCUUCUUUUUCGACUCUCAUGGGCAAAUCACGAGUGAUGACAAGAAUCCCGACUACGAACCAAUCCAGCAGAGUCAAAUCGACUGGUUCACCUCCACUUCACGGCAUCUAAGAAAGACCCGCAUUGCAAAGAGAGACGCUAGCUCUCCCUUUCUUUCUUUGGCUUUCAUGCACAUACCCUUCCCCGAAUACGCAGGAGACGAUUUGUCGAUAAGCGGUGGCAGGCGGAGAGAACCAACCGAAGGCCCCAGCAUCAACACGCAUCUUUACGAUGCUCUAGUGCAAGAAGAGGUGUCUGCGGUGGGCUGUGGGCACGAUCAUGUCAACGACUUCUGCGCUUUAUUGCCGAAGUUGCAGCGAGGUCAUUUGGUAGAACGUGACGAUCAAUCGGUCAAGCAUGGCCCGUGGCUCUGUUACAAUGGAGGUAGCGGGUUCGGGGGUUACUGUUCCUAUGAUGAAAAUCGUUACUACAGAAGGACACGAGUCUGGGAGAUCGACGCGAACAAGGGCGAUUUGAAGACAUGGAAGCGCAUCGAGUACUCCGGUAACCGAUUCGAGGAAGUAAUACUUGUAGAAGGUGGCCGAAUCACAGCUCCCUCAAAAAUGUUAGAAACCGAGAAGACAUGCAGAAUCCUGUAG
Colletotrichum lupini is the source of this 1545-nucleotide messenger RNA. Its product is annotated as phosphatase DCR2. The record is from RefSeq and is a predicted model, not a curated record. Gene Ontology annotation, cellular component: cytoplasm. The coding region runs from base 1 to 1545 and encodes 514 amino acids. The transcript is spliced from 2 exons. NCBI's taxonomy places the organism in Eukaryota, Fungi, Ascomycota, Sordariomycetes, Glomerellales, Glomerellaceae. Gene Ontology annotation, molecular function: phosphoprotein phosphatase activity.